GCAGCAGGUGAAGGGAAAGGAAAAGAAAAUAAAAGCUCUUUCUUUUCCUUCUCUUUUUCUCUCUUCCCCCGCCGCCCCCCCUCCAGACUCCUCUGUUGAACUCUCUCUCUCUCUCUCUCUCUCUCUCUAACAUUCACAUUCAUUCUUUGCUUCACUCUUUUAAAUCACGAGAUUCCCAUCUAUUUCUCUCUUUCUCUCCCCUUCUCUAUCUCUGCAUGUUUCUUCAAGACCUCUCUCUUCCUGUUUCUCACUCUACAGUAUCACAAAUUGAUGUUGAACAUGUAGGUCCAUGGACCGACGAUGCUGAGAUAGUGGGAGAAGGGGAGAGAACACAGAGACCUUGCGAGAGAAACUGAGAAAUAUACAAACCCAUAUACAUUCAUAGAGAGAGGGAGAGAGUUUAGGUCUGUGUUUGUGUUGAAAAAUGUCGUAUUCUGGGAAAUCCCAAUCAGAACUGGGGUUUGAUACACUCGCCGAUCGGUUUCGAAAAUCACUUAGCUACGACGAUGACGACAAAGACAAUGCCGAUAACACCAACAAGCCCGACUUCCGAGAACUCGAUCUGGGCUCGCCGGUCUCGCCUCUACGGACUCGGACCAGUGGGCUCACCAUCACCACAACCACUACCAGCAGUAGUUCCAGCUCAUCCGGAUCGGUCUCGGGCAGAACAGGACCCAACGUGAUUCCCAGAAGAUCCGAUUCCAACCACUCCGGCGAGCUUUCUGGCUCUGUUGAAAGUUCCCCAACAGCCGGCGGCUCUCGUGGCUUCAAACUGGGCCAUAGAAGGUCAGAUUCGGAUGGGUCACACCCAUUAGCACAUUCUGGUGGGUCAGUGAACUCACCGGCGGUGAAUGUGUUACCAACGGGAAAUAUUUGCCCGUCAGGCAAGAUUUUGAAGACGGGAAUGGCGAGUCGAAGCUCGAGAACCGAUGUUUUGGGGUCGGGAACGGGCAAUUACGGCCACGGAAGCAUCAUGCGAGGUGGUGUCGCCGCCAAAUCGGGUGGUGGAGUCGGUGGCUCUGUCGGUGUCACGAGUUCUAGGGGAGUGGUGGGUGGAGAAUCAUUGAAAAGAGAAAUGUGGAGUAAUGACCCAGAAGAUUUGAAGAGAUUAGGAAAUGAGCAGCACAAGAAGGGUCAUUUUGCUGAGGCUUUGAGUCUUUAUGACAAGGCAAUUGCCAUUUCUCCUGGCAAUGCCGCUUACCAUUGUAACCGGGCAGCGGCAUUGAUGGGUCUCAAGAGAUUGUCAGAGGCAGUGAAAGAAUGUGCAGAAGCUAUUAGGUUGGAUCCAGGUUAUGUGAGGGCACACCAUCGUUUAGGAUCUCUUUUUCUUAGUUUAGGACAGGUUGAAAAUGCCAGGAAGCACCUUUGUUUAACAGGGCAUCAUCCGGAUCCAGGUGAAUUCCAGAAGUUGCAGGCCGUAGAGAAGCAUCUGAACAGGUGCGUGGAUGCCCGGAGGGUUGGUGAUUGGAGAAGUGCAUUGCGAGAAGGUGAUGCCACCAUUGCUUCUGGAGCUGACUCUUCUCCUCAGCUUUUUGCAUGUAGAGCAGAAGCCCUUUUGAAGCUCCACCAACUACAUGAUGCAGAUUUGAGCCUCUCAAACCUGCCUAAUUUUGAGCCAUCUACUCUUUCCUGCUCUCAGGCAAAGUUUUUUGGGAUGCUUUCUGAAGCAUACCUAUUCUUUGUCCGUGGGCAGAUUGAGAUGGCGCUUGGAAGGUUUGAAAAUGCACUUAUGGCUUUUGAGAAAGCAGUACAGAUCGACCCACAGAACAUGGAAGUUUCAGUUUUACUCAAGAAUGUGAAGUUGGUGGGAAGAGCUCGUGCUCGUGGUAAUGAUCUAUUCAAGUCUGAAAGAUUCACAGAAGCUUGCUCAGCUUAUGGGGAAGGUCUCAGACUUGAUCCAUCAAACUCGGUUCUCUACUGCAACAGAGCUGCUUGUUGGUAUAAGCUUGGGCAGUGGGAGCAAUCCAUUGAUGACUGCAACCAAGCUCUUCGUAUCCAGCCCAAUUACACCAAAGCCCUUCUUCGAAGGGCUGCCUCAAACAGCAAGCUUGAGCGGUGGGAAGAAGCUGUGAGAGAUUACGAGGUCUUAAGCAGGGACCUUCCAUAUGACAAAGAGGUUGCUGAAUCCUUGUUCCAUGCACAAGUUGCACUGAAGAAAUCCCGUGGGGAAGAAAUUUUUAACAUGAAGUUUGGUGGGGAAGUGGAGUUAGUAUCAGGUCUUGAGCAGUUUAGAGCUGCAAUUUCUUCACCGGGUGCAUCUGUGGUCCAUUUUAAAGCAGCAUCCAACUUGCAAUGUAAGCAGAUAUCUCCAUUCUUGGAUACACUGUGCAGCCGAUAUCCAUCCAUAAAUUUUCUCAAGGUGGAUGUGGAUGAGAGUCCGACAAUUGCAAAUGCUGAGAAUGUUCGGAUUGUACCAACAUUCAAAAUUUACAAAAGAGGCAGCCGGGUGAAGGAAAUGGUCUGCCCAAGUCCAGAGGUGUUGGAGUACACGGUGAGGCAUUACAGUUUUUGAACACGACUCUACUUGCACAUCUGCUAUUCUGCCAUGUAAUUUGUUGCCUAUCCCUCUUGCUUUCAAACCCCCAGCUUGAUGGAAACAGUCUUUCCUACCCACCAUACGGGGAUUACCCAUCGUUUACCUGUGACAUAAUCAGAGCCAAAUAAUCUAUCUCAUCGGGAGCCAAAUCUGCCAAUGCCACUGGAGCCCAGGGAGAUAGCUUAGUACCCCUUUAGCAGUUUUUAUUUAUUCAUUCAUUCCUCAUUGCUCUCUGGUUCGAACUUCUCCCCUCUCCUUUUCUAUUGCAUUUAUAAUCAUUUUUUCAGACUCUUUUCUCUUCAAUUUCAUUUAGCCACCUUUGUUCUAGUAUCUCUGUGUUUAUGGAAAUUAUUGAGGAUUAUGUACCAUUGAUUAAAUCGGCUCUUCAGAGAGAGAGAGAGAGAGAGAGAGAGAGAGAGAGAUGGCUGGCUGAGGAUGAUAUAUAUAUGUAUAUACACAUAUGAUGAUGUAUACAGAAGCCAUUGUGGGAGAGAAAUUGGAUGACUGGUGGGCGUUUAUUCGGCUAGUGAAAGAAGGAUGAAUAUGAUGGGGAUAUUGGUGCUGUUGAAAGAAGAAUGAAUAUGAUGGUGUUAUUGUUCCUGUUGUUCAUUUACUCAACAAUUUCAUCAAUAAAAUUUCUCAAUUUUUUUUCCAUUUUCCCACCUUCCACAUAUUCACU
Ilex paraguariensis (yerba mate) is the source of this 3215-nucleotide messenger RNA. The record is from the annotation of a GenBank genome assembly. Lineage: Eukaryota; Viridiplantae; Streptophyta; Magnoliopsida; Aquifoliales; Aquifoliaceae.